Molecule: messenger RNA, 1648 nt
Organism: Mytilus californianus (California mussel)
Lineage: Eukaryota; Metazoa; Mollusca; Bivalvia; Mytilida; Mytilidae
Product: carboxypeptidase N subunit 2-like
Exons: 3
Coding region: 134-1426 (430 amino acids)
Molecular function (GO): protein binding
Source: RefSeq, a predicted model, not a curated record
GUACGAUAAUACAUGUUAUCUACAGUACAGAUACAAAGUUCAUUACCAACAGUAUAUGAUUAAUUAUAGACACUAUGUGGAUACGUGGAGUAAAUUAUAAUUUUACAAAAUCAAAAACAAAGGAAAAAUCACUAUGUAUAUCAUGACAGUGUAUCCAGUUUUCUUAAUCGUGGCUAUUACCAUCGACAUUACCACUAGUUCAGCGCUUUCAUGGUUUGGUUCUAAUGAUGCGCACAUCUGUGACGUCAAAGAGGCGAGUCUUGACUGCAGAAAUAGAAACUUGUCAACGGUACCUAGUUUUCCUAAUCUGCCAGACACUAUUAAACAUUUAGAUUUUUCGUUUAAUAACAUAAAAACUGUCAACAGCUUUAACAUAACUUUUCCGUCUUCUAUUGUUGAAAUUUCAUUUGCGCAUAAUAUAAUUAUAACAAUUCAAAAAGGUGUUUUUGAAAAUUUUACAAAUCUGGAAAAUUUAGAUCUUUCAUACAACAAAAUAAGCAAAGAUUCGUUUAAAGAUGAUGAUUUGGAUUUGGAAAUUGGACGUGCUAAACGUCUUACGCUACAGGGUAAUGAUCUCGGCUCGUUAGAAGAUAACACAUUUUCAGCGUAUUAUUUUUCAAAGUUGGAAUAUCUUGAUCUCUCCUACUGCUCAUUGAAAUCUUUGCGAGAUGCGUCGAUAAUUAAUCUAGACAAUUUGAUUUUUUUAAAUCUUAGUAACAAUUUGUUAACAAAAUUUGAAGAAGAUAUAUUACCGGGAGAAUUAGGCUUAGAAAAACUUGACAUUAGUUUCAACAAAAUAACUACCGUUAAGGACGUGCCGGUGUUGUUAGAAUUGAAAACAUUAAUUAUGGAUUAUAAUGGAAUAGAGUUUAUAAAAGACGGUGCAUUCUCAACCUUACUUGGACUUGAAGUUCUGUCGCUUGUUGGGAAUAAUAUGAAAACUUUACGUCCCAACACAUUACCACUGGAUACUAUUAUAUCUCUCAAAGAGAUCAGACUGGAUAAAAACCCAUGGCGAUGCGAUUGCAACAUGGAUUGGUUACUCACCAAUAUGGACGAUGGUUUUCACUUUAAAAACUUUACAUUAAUAUGUUCAUUUCCUUCAAGACUUCGAGGAAAGAAUAUUUUCACUACAUCUAGUAACGAACUUACAUGCAGGUCAGAAUAUUCCAGACUUACGUAUAUAUUGAUUUUAUUUUUCUCCGCGAGUUUCAUGGUGACAGGACUGAUUUAUGCAAUUUAUGUCAAACGAAAGUAUUUCAAGUGUUGUGAAAAGAAAGGAGGCGAUUAUGUCGCCGUAUUUACAAAUGACAAUACAAAUGACGAAGAAGGAACGAACGUCAAAAUCACAACUGCAGACGAUGAAUCACUGGUCAAAAAUGAAGAGAGGACGGGAAAUGGAAAAGUUCAUUAUUUCGAUGUUUGAUUGACAUUUGUGUUUUAAUAUUUCAAUAAUAGAAUCGUUCAAUAUUCAUUUUCCCCCCACCACCACCCCAUUACUCCCUCAAAGUUUAGCUAUACCAUAACAUGCAUUCUAUUGUCCGUUUGUCCAUCUAUCCGAUUGAUAUUGGUAGUAUUUUACCACUACACUACUCGAGUAUAGUAUAACAUUACAUGUACUUAAAAUAAAUUUUUUGAGUGACUGACA